Molecule: messenger RNA, 1233 nt
Organism: Pseudophryne corroboree (corroboree frog)
Lineage: Eukaryota; Metazoa; Chordata; Amphibia; Anura; Myobatrachidae
Product: carcinoembryonic antigen-related cell adhesion molecule 1-like
Exons: 8
Coding region: 47-970 (307 amino acids)
Source: RefSeq, a predicted model, not a curated record
AGACAGUUAGUCCAGCAGGAGCGACACUGCAGCCUGGGAGCUAACAAUGUGGGGAUGGGUGAUAACAGCUCUCCUCAUUCUGUGGAUAGACCUGGCCAGUGGAAUUAUUGAUAUUCAGCAGAUCCCUCAAUAUGCAGUUACCCAGAGAUCUAUCACACUCAGUAUUACUGGAAUUACUGGUAGAAUUGUAUAUUUUUACUGGUUUAAAGGACCAGAUACAAGCUCCCAGUACCAUAUCCUCACAUAUAUUCCCACUGAUAGUUCCCCAUUACUUACUGGACCUCAGUUUAUGUCUCGCAUUAGCACUUUCCCUAAUGGUUCAUUACUGAUCUCAGAUCUCAUUAUUAUGGAUCAAGGUAAUUACAUAGUGAAGGUACAGACAGAGAAAUCUGCAGAGCAAGCUUUCAUACACCUGGCUGUCUAUGAACCAGUCAUUAAACCAGUAAUUACAGCCUCUCCUACUCAUAUUCAUGAACAUGAUGCAGUCACUUUAACCUGUGUCUCAGAUAAUGCCGAGACGAUAAUAUGGAGCACAUACAGUUUCAAUAUAUCAGCAGGGAACAGGACCAUCACAUUUUCCAAUAUUAAACGCAGCGAUGCAGGAGAAUAUCUGUGCGAGGCUGGGAAUCUGGUCAGUAAGAGCAGCAGUGACAUCUAUACUCUGACAGUAUUAUAUACUCCUGAGUGCUCUCCGUAUUCAUAUGCUGCUAUUAUAAUGGGAAUCAUCUCUGGCACAGUACUGGGAACCAUAUUGAUCAUUAGUGUAACCUACCUUCUGUAUAGGAGAUUGGUCCUUCCUGUAAGAAAAGGGCAAAGAGGCCCAUCCAGUGACAGGCAAGACCCGUGUGCCACAUAUGACAAAGUACUGGAUCUGGACAAUGUACAGAAGUCAAAGGAGGAAUCAUCGUAUAAGGAUCUUCAGGUGAAAUCAGAGGGAGCAGAAAGCAAAACAACAGAGAUGAAAUUUUAGUUCCUAAACUGCAUGCAGUAAAAUGAGGAAGAAAAUGUUAUUGCAAAUACAUCGGGUGUGCUGUGAGCUGAUGUCAUGACAUCACCAGGAAGCUGACAGUGGGACUAUACUGCCGGAGAUCAGGGCUGCCGCUAGUGCUGUACAUUUGGAGGUGCAGAAUCGUGACUGAAAAGCAGAUAAUGCUAUUAACAAGCUCUAACGGCUAUGUACGGAUGUAUGUGCAAUGUUUUAUACCUUAUUAAAUUGUGACUGACUUAAUUUCA